Molecule: messenger RNA, 552 nt
Organism: Penicillium antarcticum
Lineage: Eukaryota; Fungi; Ascomycota; Eurotiomycetes; Eurotiales; Aspergillaceae
Product: ADP-ribosylation factor-like protein
Exons: 6
Coding region: 1-552 (183 amino acids)
Biological process (GO): protein transport
Cellular component (GO): lysosomal membrane
Molecular function (GO): GTPase activity; GTP binding
Source: RefSeq, a predicted model, not a curated record
AUGGCUGCCAUUUUCCGCACUAUCUAUGACUGGCUCCUGAGGGUAUUCUGGGCCACGGAGAUGGAUGUCACCAUGAUCGGCCUCCAGAAUGCCGGCAAGUCCUCCCUGCUGCGUGUAUUGGCGGGUGGCGAGUUCACUGUCGACUCGAUCCCAACAAUCGGCUUCAACACGAAAAGAGUCCAAAAGGGCCAUGUGACCCUGAAAUGCUGGGAUCUCGGUGGCCAGCCCCGGUUCAGGCCGAUGUGGGAACGGUAUUGCCGAGGCGUCAACGCGAUCGUGUACAUCGUGGACGCAGCAGACCGAGCCGCACUACCUGUAGCGACAGAAGAGCUGCACGACCUAAUGAAGAAGCCCACGCUGGACAGUAUCCCGCUACUAGUCCUCGGGAACAAGUCCGAUCUCCCGGAUAAGUUAUCCGUGGAUGAGCUGAUUGAAGCGAUGGACCUGAAAUCAGUCACUCAUCGCGAAGUAAGCUGCUAUGGAAUUAGUGCCAAGGAAGAGACCAAUCUUGAUGCUGUUCUGCAUUGGUUGAUUCAUCGGGCUAGUCGAUGA